Molecule: messenger RNA, 557 nt
Organism: Aegilops tauschii subsp. strangulata
Lineage: Eukaryota; Viridiplantae; Streptophyta; Magnoliopsida; Poales; Poaceae
Source: RefSeq, a predicted model, not a curated record
AUGGGGAUCUGCUACGCACUUACAGUUCAUGCUGCCAACAAAUGGCUGGUGUCGCUGCCUAUUACUUUGGCUUCUUCACCUUCCGAUGCUCUUGACGCAGGUCUUGGAGUCUCCAUCUUGUUCCGUAUCCUUCUUCUAUGUGUUGGUACAACUCAGAUCUUCUCUGGUUUAAAAUGGUUUGUGCGCGACUGCUUCGUGUGCUGCCUCGAGUCGCGCCGCCACUACGCCCGCGCCGAGGCGGAGGCCGCUGCCACUCUCGACGCCCUCUGCUGCGCGCUCUCGCCGGCGGCGUUCGCAAAGCCUUGUCGCGGCGCUGCAAGUGUUGCCCCCCUCCUCCCCAAGGGCAAGGUGAAGGAAGACGCCCGUGUGGUUCUUCUGCAGCUCGCAGCGAGGAUUGCUGUGUCCAACCUGCACAAGAAUGCCAAGAAGUCCUUCUCGGAGACGAUUAAGGACAUGUACUUGCACUACAACGAGAGAUCUGGGCUGCUUCUUUGUGGCUUCCAAACUUGAAAUGUUUGUUUGGAAGUUAGUUUAGUUUUUUGUUGUGGAUUCACAGC